Cylicostephanus goldi is the source of this 533-nucleotide messenger RNA. The record is from the annotation of a GenBank genome assembly. Lineage: Eukaryota; Metazoa; Nematoda; Chromadorea; Rhabditida; Strongylidae.
AUGGGUCUUUUAUUCUCCAUGCAUGGAAUAGAAUGUGCACUUUUAGUUUUGCACUUUCUUUAUCGUUACAUCGUUGUUUGCAGACCAGAAAUGAAGAAGUACUUUGAAUCUAAGCUUGCAAUUUGGGCUGCAGCCAAUCUUGUUUGGGGUCUUAUCUACUUCUUCAUCGCCAUAUAUUGGUUUGGUCCUACCGAAGGAUGCUAUAAGUAUGCUGGGGAAGCAGUUCGAAUUAAUUUACAACGUGAUCUGCGUAAAUUACCACACAUGUGUAUCCUAACAUAUCAAGUGGUCAAUAAUUCUUUACUCAUCUAUUGGAAGCCUACCGUAGGCGUAGCAGUUGUGUUGCUGAUGAUGAUUGCAACAUUUAUUGUUAUGAUUUUCCUUGGUGCUCAGACGUCGAAAACACUAAAGCGAGGCGCUCUGAGCAAGAAAACAAUCACGCUUCAGAGACAGAUGCUCAUAGCUCUAAUAAUUCAGGUAAACAGAACAGACUAUGUAAAAGCCAAAUUUUCAACGCAAGUUCUCAUGUGACA